UAUUACUGGCCCUUGAAUCUCAACGGGGUGCUUUAUGUGUGGCAGAAGAGACUGUAUGAUAUUACUGGCCCUGGAGUCCUUGUAGCUCAUGAUUUUUAUAACCAAGAAGCCGAUGAUGAGUUUCGGAUUAUACCUCUCCCUGUCCCCUAUAACGAAAACGUUGUUAGAUGCUUGACUACUUCGGGAGGAGAUGUUAUCUGUGUUGAAAUAUUGUAUCCAAGAUUGAAGGUUUGGAAGCUGAAGAGUAACAACUCUGAUGGGGAAUGGUGGCACUUGUUAAGGGAAGAGAUCAACAUGGCAUAUGUUGGCUUUGAUGUCAAUUGUUUUCCUUUGGGGAUGAACCCGUUUGAUACUGAUUUGGUCUAUCUGUGGAGUAGACAACAUAGUUGUGUGGUGUCGGGUAACUUAAGGAUACGAGAGUUUACUCUUCAUCAGGAAACGGAGACUUGGAGUGAUGGUGAAGGCUGUUGGCGCAUAAACACGUCUGAUUCUAAGGAGCAUAUGGAAGCUGUACAUGAUGCAGCGUCGGUCAUUACAUUAUCACAGUUUGUGCUCCCGCAGUGGAUGGAUCUGGUGCCCCGCCCGCCUAAUUAACAUCCCUUCUUUGUCGCUUUCUAAAAAGUCUGUUCUUCAAUGUUUGUGUUUUGUUUUGUCUUGUUUAUAAUCAGGACACUAUGUAUCAGGUCUUCUACUCUUUUGUGAGGACUUAGUUGCUCUCACUACCUGUGCAAUAUAUUUAUGACAACAGUUUGAAUUGGUUU
This is a messenger RNA of Raphanus sativus (radish), 761 nucleotides long. RefSeq names its product F-box protein At1g49990-like. The record is from RefSeq and is a predicted model, not a curated record. The transcript has a single exon. The annotation marks the transcript as partial. NCBI's taxonomy places the organism in Eukaryota, Viridiplantae, Streptophyta, Magnoliopsida, Brassicales, Brassicaceae.